Mugil cephalus (flathead mullet) is the source of this 3220-nucleotide messenger RNA. It is a transcript of the gene gne, whose product is annotated as glucosamine (UDP-N-acetyl)-2-epimerase/N-acetylmannosamine kinase. Gene Ontology annotation, molecular function: N-acylmannosamine kinase activity; UDP-N-acetylglucosamine 2-epimerase activity; hydrolase activity, hydrolyzing O-glycosyl compounds. The record is from RefSeq and is a predicted model, not a curated record. NCBI's taxonomy places the organism in Eukaryota, Metazoa, Chordata, Actinopteri, Mugiliformes, Mugilidae. The transcript is spliced from 15 exons. Bases 147 to 2438 code for a protein of 763 amino acids. Gene Ontology annotation, biological process: UDP-N-acetylglucosamine metabolic process.
CCUCUCCUCCUUUCUCCUCCCGCUGCUUGCUGGCUCGUGCGUCCCUCUGUCUGUUGCUUAAAGCGGCCGGGAUUUAAUAGAAAAAUAAAAAAGGAUUUGGAAAAGAUAAGAGCGGGAUACUUCCCAGGGAUCCACAGAGGUGUGGAAUGGAAAAGCAUCAAGGCUCUUUGAGCAUAAACCCUCAUCUUCUGAGUAUUUGGAAGGCCCAAGAACUGUACUUCCUGAGAAUGCAAAGGAGCAGAGAAAAGACGGAGAGGGAAAAGAUGGAUGAACAAAAUCAGGGUAAGAAGAAGUUGAGAGUGUGUGUGGCGACAUGCAACAGAGCAGAUUACUCCAAGCUGGCCCCCAUCAUGUUUGGGAUUAAAUCCCAGCCCGAGGAGUUUGAACUGGAAGUCGUGGUGCUUGGUUCACAUCUCAUUGAUGACUAUGGGAACACUUUUCGCAUGAUCGAGCAGGACGACUUUGACAUUGGCUCUAAGCUCCACACUAUUGUGAGGGGAGAGGACGAGGCAGCUAUGGUGGAGAGCGUUGGGCUGGCACUGGUGAAACUCCCUGACGUCCUACAGAGACUGCGCCCCGACAUCCUGGUGGUACACGGUGACCGCUUUGAUGCUCUGGCUCUGGCUACUGCUGCAGCACUGAUGAAUAUCAGAAUACUUCACCUGGAAGGAGGAGAGGUUAGCGGUACAAUCGACGACUCAAUCCGCCACGCCAUAAGUAAACUGGCACAUUAUCACGCCUGCUGCACGCGCAUGGCAGAGCAGCACCUCAUCGCCAUGUGCGAGGACCACUCUCGCAUUCUCCUGGCCGGCUGCCCAUCGUAUGAUAAGCUGUUGUCAACUCAUCACAGAGACGACCACAUGGAUGUCAUCAAGAGCUGGCUGGGUGACCACGUGCAGGAUCAUGGCUAUAUUGUGGCAUUACAGCACCCAGUUACUACAGACAUCCAGCACUCCAUUAAGAUCUAUGGACUGAUGCUGGAUGCUUUGCUUUCCUUCAACAAGAAGACCCUCAUCCUCUUCCCUAAUAUUGAUGCAGGAAGUAAGGAGAUGGUGCGUGUCAUGCGAAAGAAGGGCAUCGAACAGCACCCCAACUUCCGGGCGGUGAAGCACAUUCCCUUCGAGCAGUUCAUCCAGCUCGUGUGCCAUGCUGGCUGCAUGAUCGGAAACAGCAGCUGUGGCGUACGAGAGGCCGGGGCCUUCGGAACGCCUGUCAUUAACCUGGGAACAAGGCAGACGGGCAGAGAAACCGGUGAAAAUGUUCUUCAUGUCAGAGAUGCUGACACUCACAAUAAGAUCUACCACGCUCUGGAGCUGCAAUUUGGGAAGAGAUACCCAUGUUCCAAGAUUUAUGGUGACGGCAACGCAGUGCCUCGCAUUCUGAAGUUUCUGCGUAGCAUUGACCUGGACGAACCCCUCCAGAAGACUUUCUGUUUCCCCCCUGUGAAAGACAUUAUAUCCCAAGACAUCGAUCACAUCCUGGAGACACAGAGUGCUCUGGCAAUUGACUUGGGAGGGACCAACCUCAGAGUGGCUAUUGUGUGCAUGAGGGGAAAGAUUGUGAAGAAAUACACACAGCCCAAUCCAAAGACUUUCGAGGCCAGGAUGCAUCUCAUAUUGAAAAUGUGUAAUGAUGCCAUUCGGGACGCUGUGGGCCUUAACUGUAGAAUACUUGGUGUCGGUGUGUCGACAGGCGGACGUGUAAACCCACAAGAAGGUGUAGUCCUACACUCCACCAAGCUGAUCCAGGAGUGGUCAUCUGUGGACCUGAGGACACCCAUCUCAGAUGCCCUACGCUUACCCGUCUGGGUCGACAAUGACGGCAACUGUGCUGCGUUGGCUGAGAGGAAAUUUGGUCAUGGGAAGGGAGUGGAAAACUUUGUGACAGUCAUUACAGGAACAGGUAUUGGAGGAGGAAUUAUCCAUCACAAUGAGCUGAUCCAUGGCAGCACGUUCUGUGCUGCUGAGCUGGGUCAUAUCAUGGUUUCAUUAGAAGGCCCGGAGUGUUCUUGUGGCAGCCGUGGUUGCAUAGAGGCCUAUGCAUCUGGCAUGGCUUUGCAGAGAGAGGCCAAAAGGUUGCAUGAUGAGGACCUGCUGAAGGUGGAGGGGAUGGAUAUUAAGCUCUCAGAGCCUAUCAUUGCUGCUCACCUCAUCAGUGCAGCCAGAAUGGGGAACUCCAAAGCUGAUGCUGUUCUAAACAAGGCAUCCACAGCACUAGGGGUUGGCAUCACGAACAUUCUCCACAUCGUCAACCCCUCUCUAGUCAUUCUGUCUGGAGUCCUGGCCUCUUACUACCAGGCCCCAGUGCAGCACAUCAUCUCGCAGAGAGCUCUCCUCUCUGCACAAAGCAUUAAGGUUGUCACAUCGGACUUGGAAGAACCUGCUUUACUUGGAGCUGCCAGCAUGGUGUUAGACUACGCAACUAGAAGGAUAUAUUAAAUUAUAUAUUGGGAAUUUAGUAAGGACUGCUCCUAACCAGAGGACUACAAAACUGGAAAUAAUUCCCAUACUUCCCAAAUGGAUACAUAAGCAUAACUAAGGCAUUUUUAAACCACUAUGACAAUGUUCAGCCUUGUUAAUACAUUUAAUACAUAUUUAAUGUAUUUUUUCUGUUUGUUGAUUUCUGUUGUCUAGAUUGCAAGUUGGAUAAAUGAGUGGAUUUUAUUCACUACACAUACCAGAAAUCCCAGCUUUUAUUUGGAACAAUACUUACAGUGUAAAGGUGGUGUAAUGAAACCAGAAUAGUCCAUACAGGGUAAAAACUGUAAUGUGACAAGGCUGUCAUUUAUGAAAGCGUAUUUCAGAUGUGACCAAAAUAUUGCUGAAACUCGCUCAUGUACCGUUAUUUAUUUUUUAAGCUGAUGUUUUAGCUAACUGACCCAUCUUAUUUAGUUUUCUAUACAUCUUAAAUACAUCAUUUUAUUUUUUGUUUCAUCUCUCUUUUUGGAUACGAAUGAAAGCCUAGUCAUUAUGUUAAGUGUCUGUUUUGUUUUUUUGUUUGUUUUUAAUUAAACUCUUUGGUACACUUAAAUCAGUGGGAAAAGUCUGCUAUAGUAUUAUAGAAAGGCUUGGGGGAAUAUUUUGUGUUUGUUUUUUUACAUUUCUUGACCAUGGACCUUCUGAAGAUCACAUUAUUUGUAUGUACUGUUACAUACAGUAUUAUAUGCAUUAUAUGCUGUUUGAUUUAAGAUGAUCCAAAUAAAUUUUUUAGAUUAAAACAA